GCGGUGAUGAUGGGGCGCACACAGCGGCGCUGGGGAGGGACGGACGGCGGCUCACCGCCGUACCGCAGCAGCCCCGCUCCAGCCCGCCAGGUGGCGCUGUGGCGCGCGGCCCGCGCUCCGCGCAUGCGCUCAGGGCGGGCAGCCGGAAGGGGAAGGGGCCGCUGCCAUCUUGGCCCGGGCGCAGCGCAUCCGCCAUGGAUUCGGGCGCGGGGGCGCGGAAGGAGCGGCCGAAGCCACGGGAGCCAGCGGCUCGCCUGGAGAAGGCCAAGCAGAGGUCGGCACAGCAGGAGCUGAAGCAGCGGCAGCGGGCGGAGAUCUACGCCCUGAACCGGGUGAUGACAGAGCUGGAGCAGCAGCAGUUCGACUCCUUCUGCAAGCAGAUGCAGGGAUCUGGGGAAUGACAGCCCAGCCCCUGCCCUGCCCCCCACCCCCCUUUUCUAAUCCCCCGGUAUUUAUUAUCAAAUUGCUCUUUUUAUAUCAAUAAAGUCUGUGCUGGUU
Molecule: messenger RNA, 498 nt
Organism: Oenanthe melanoleuca
Lineage: Eukaryota; Metazoa; Chordata; Aves; Passeriformes; Muscicapidae
Gene: SVBP
Product: small vasohibin binding protein
Exons: 3
Coding region: 195-401 (68 amino acids)
Biological process (GO): negative regulation of protein ubiquitination; protein secretion
Cellular component (GO): apical part of cell
Source: RefSeq, a predicted model, not a curated record